AUGAAUACAGCACAGUCCCUGCUCUUGAAGUACUCAAGGUUAAAUGGGGAAGACAGACGUGAAGAAAGAGAAAAUAGGAACCAGUAUGCUGAAAGCUACUCCCAAGAGCGGCUGCUGUGGGCAACCUCCGUGCUGGCUGGGGAGCUUGGGGCUGAGUCAGGAAGUAAUGUCUUGGAGCUUAAUUUGGCAACAAAUGGACACAUACCUACCAAGACUCUGAGAAUAACUACAAGGAAAACUUGCGGUGAAGGUUCUAAGACUUGGGAUCGUUUUCAGAUGAGGAUCCACAAGCGACUCAUUGACCUGUACAGUCCCUCUGAGAUUGUCAAGCAGAGCACUUCCAUCAGUAUUGAGCCAGGAGUCGAGGUUGAAGUCACCAUCGCAGAUGCUUAA
Messenger RNA from Balaenoptera ricei (Rice's whale), 393 nucleotides. Its product is annotated as small ribosomal subunit protein uS10-like. Gene Ontology annotation, cellular component: cytosolic small ribosomal subunit; ribosome. Lineage: Eukaryota; Metazoa; Chordata; Mammalia; Artiodactyla; Balaenopteridae. Gene Ontology annotation, molecular function: structural constituent of ribosome. The transcript is spliced from 2 exons. Gene Ontology annotation, biological process: translation. Bases 1 to 393 code for a protein of 130 amino acids. The record is from RefSeq and is a predicted model, not a curated record.